Messenger RNA from Ciona intestinalis (vase tunicate), 1549 nucleotides. RefSeq names its product E3 ubiquitin-protein ligase Mdm2. The record is from RefSeq and is a predicted model, not a curated record. Gene Ontology annotation, cellular component: nucleus. NCBI's taxonomy places the organism in Eukaryota, Metazoa, Chordata, Ascidiacea, Phlebobranchia, Cionidae. Gene Ontology annotation, molecular function: ubiquitin protein ligase activity. Gene Ontology annotation, biological process: protein ubiquitination; regulation of gene expression; regulation of cell cycle.
GUUUAAUAUAAAACUUAAGAUCAUUAUGUUGUUGUCUGAUGUAAAGAAGUGAAUUAUUCGUUCGAAUUCAAAACUUAAUUAUUCGAACUUUAGACGACGAUGAAGGAAAUAUUUAGUCCCAGUAUAUUUUCGGUUGAGGGUUUGGUAUAAGUUCAUUUAAAUAUUUUAAUAUUUUUCCAGUGUAUAAGGUGUUGUGUUAUAACUGUAUACUAAUAUAAAAUGACUUCAAAAGUUCAAUAUUUUCGAACGACCCCUAAGUUACUGGCCGUGCUACAAAUGGGGGGGGCCAGUGGUCAAAUCUUCACAGCUGAUCAGAUUGUAUUAUUCCUGGGCAAAUACAUCGAAACUAAGAAACUUUUCAAUCCUUCGAACAAACGUUUGAUUCGUUGCAAGAACGACCUUCUUGGGGAAGUUUUCAAAACCAGCCAUUUCACCGUCACCGACUUUAAGGAUUUAUGGAAAUUGUUGUUUCCGAGUUUGCUGCCCGCCACACAGCGUGAAGUAACAACCGAAGUUCAGCCACAACAAGCGCAAGCUGAACAACCAACGUCGAGUAAAGCGAGUGAUGCUGCCCUCCCGUGGUGGUAUUUCAUCUCGCCUCGGGGGGAAAACGUAACGUCUGAUCAUGAUUCGAACACGGAGGAAGAAGUUGGGAGUUACCAUGAACGAGCCACAGUGGAGGCGUACGACAGCGAGUACGAGAGCGAAGAUGAACUUGUUGAAUACGAGCCUGUAGAUACAGACAGUGAGAUCUCGGAUGAUGACACGGAGCCUAUAACAUCUGAUGAAGAAGAUACGACCGCUUUGCACCGGUUGAAAGAAUUUCAAUCCGAUGAUGAAGGGGAAGAUGAGACGACGGACGUUAGUAUCGACUCGGACAUAACACUAGAGGAGUUAUGGUCGUGUCCGGAGUGUAAAACGAGGAAUUCCCCAAAAGUUGGAUUUUGUCAAGGUUGUUGGAAGUUAAGGGGGGGCUGGGUGGAAGGGGGAAUGACAUCACAGGAUAUGACAUCAUCAAUGGAACAAAGUUCAAGUUAUGAUGUCACAGACGGACGAGUGACGGAAAACAAUCGUUCCAGUUCACCGAUUGUUACAACAAUGCCCUCUUUUAUGACAUCACAAUCAUUGAAACAUAAACUUGAUGACGUUGAACCCAUGGAAGCGAAGAAACCUCAUCUUGACCCCGCUGACCCAACCCUUCGAUCCGAAACAUCAUCAGCAUCAACUUCAUCGAUGAACGAAACCUCCUCCUUCCCCGGGCUCUGCAACAUCUGUAGGAACAACCCCAAUGAUGCAACGAUGGUACACGGGAAUAACGGUCACCAGUUUUGUUGUUUUAGAUGCGCUAAGCGAUUGAAACGAAAAGGGAAAAGUUGCCCCGUGUGUCGUCAGCCAAUUAUGCUUGUGCUACGAAACUAUAUCGUGCAAUUCUGAUAUUUGUUCGCAAGGUUUAAAAUAUUAUUUUCUUAUUUGUGGGCUCUUCAAGGAUGCUGAAUGACAAACGUGGAAAAUGUUUUUUUAUUCGCAAGAAAUUAUUCUUAAUUCUCAA